GCCCCGGCAGGGCACCGCCCCGGGCGGCGCUUGGCCCCACCGCGCUGCCGUCGUGGGGCGGGGCCGCAGCGGCAGCCAUGGCGGCGCCCGUCGUGCCGGAGACCGACAGCAUCCGCCGGGCCGUGUCGCUACUGAACGCCGUGGACCCGGGCCGCUUCCCGCGGCUGCUGUCCCGCCUGCUGCAGAAGCUGCACCUGAAGGCUGAAAGUAGCUUCAGUGAAGAGGAAGAAGAAAAACUUCAAAUAGCUUUUUCGUUGGAAAAGCAGGAUCUUCAUCUAGUUCUUGAAACUAUAUCAUUCAUUUUGGAACAGGCAGUUUAUCACAAUCUGAAGCCUGCUUCACUGAAACAACAGCUGCAAAGUAUUCACCUGGAUCAAGACAAAGCUGAAGCAUUUGCCAGUGCAUGGGCAGCUGCAGGUCAAGAUACGAUUGAAAAGUUCAGGCAGAGGGUUUUGACCCCUCAGAAGCUCGAAACAAUUGGAUGGCAGCUUAAUCUUCAAAUGGCUGAGUCCAUGCAAGCAAAGCUGAAAUCUCCUCGAGCUGUGCUAGAGCUGGGUGUUAGCAAUGAAGAUUCAAAGGUGUCCCUGCUUGAUCUGAGGGGUUGGACCAGAUGACCUCCAGAAGUCCCUGCUAAGUCCCUGCCAACCUCAACCAUUCUUUGAUUAUGUAGUGAGCAGAAGAAAGGCUCUGGAAUAAAGUUCACCACUCCUUCAGCUGUGCCAAUAUAAUGUUUAUGAAGCUAUAGCACUUACCGUAUAACUGAAAUGAAUUAGGAAAUGAAACAAAAUCAAAGUUCUUGAAGGUUUACUGGAAAUCUUGAUUUCUCCCAACAAAAGAUUGCACUGACAAAAGGAACUGAACUAUGGUAUGCAGGUAGUUGUGAGUUGUUAGCUUGAGGUGAGACGUACCAGAGAAAAUACAAGUGUGGUCUGUCUCUUUCUUAACUGUUACACUUCUAUUUCAUAGUCACUGGAAUCAUACUUUCCAAAAUGGAUGUCCUUUCCAAGAUCUUAGAAGACAAUUUAUGACUAGUAUUGUCAUUUACAGAUGCAUAUGAAUGUGAGACUCUUGUAUGUAUGCUUGCAUCUUUUGAGAAGGACCAGUGCUUAUUGUACAAAGAUUAGGAAGAUUGUUAGUAAUACCAUAAAACAUGUUGUUCUUAGAAGGAGAAGAGAGAAAUGACUUGCAUGGAAUUUAUUAAGAUUGAUGAAUUUGAAUUUCUUGUUAAUUCUCUUAAUCUCACUGGUUUCAUUAAGUGUUUCAGGAAUUCCUACAGAUUUAAAAACCGUGAAAUUGCUAAUUAUUUUUGUACAUGUUUGUCUGAAGUGUAUUUGAUUAGAUCCCUUUUCUGUUAUUAGUUGUGUCAUUCAUAUACUCAACCUUAAAAUAAUAUAAUCUACACUCCAAGUAAUUCACAGUCUCGAAGAGCUUUAUGUAUGAAGUUUGCAUAUAAAAUUUUACAGAUGUUAAGUUUAUCUCAUGGAACUCCAGCUGUUUUAAAAAUCUCUUUUUGUGUGUGUACAAAUAUAAACUGAAGAAUGCAGUACAAAGAAUUUGAUUUGUAAGUAAUGUACGGACAGCUAAAAGGUAUCAGGUAUGAAACACCAAUAAGAAAGUUACC
This is a messenger RNA of Cygnus atratus (black swan), 1621 nucleotides long. RefSeq names its product COMM domain containing 10 (gene COMMD10). Lineage: Eukaryota; Metazoa; Chordata; Aves; Anseriformes; Anatidae. The coding region runs from base 78 to 614 and encodes 178 amino acids. The record is from RefSeq and is a predicted model, not a curated record. The transcript is spliced from 6 exons.